This is a messenger RNA of Phyllostomus hastatus (greater spear-nosed bat), 1068 nucleotides long. RefSeq names its product DNA dC->dU-editing enzyme APOBEC-3C-like. The transcript is spliced from 5 exons. Lineage: Eukaryota; Metazoa; Chordata; Mammalia; Chiroptera; Phyllostomidae. Gene Ontology annotation, biological process: cytidine to uridine editing; negative regulation of single stranded viral RNA replication via double stranded DNA intermediate; DNA cytosine deamination. Gene Ontology annotation, molecular function: cytidine deaminase activity; RNA binding; zinc ion binding. Gene Ontology annotation, cellular component: P-body; cytoplasm; nucleus. The record is from RefSeq and is a predicted model, not a curated record.
UCCCACCCCCUAUUUGUCAUCCUCACUUUCCCUUUCCCUUUGCUGGUCCUGCUGCCCAGAGGGGCCUGUGCCCAGCAGGGGAGGAGCUGUGCCAGGAGGCAGGCCACAGGAGGCGGGGAAGGUGGGUCAGAACCACAGGGGGCCCCCAGCCCAGGGCCCUCCCACCCUGCAGCCCAUGCAGGGGGAGGUGGGGCCUCAGCUGACAAGGCUGGGAGAUCGCAGACGAGGAACUUUCCUGAAGCAGGAGCCCUCUGAGCAGAAAGGCAGAGCCAGCGCUGGGGGCAGAUACCAGCAGAGAAACAGCCCAGCAGGAAGAUGACGUCAUGGAGCCUUGGCCCAGGAACCCGAUGCAGAAGUUAUAUACAGACUAUUUCGACUUUCACUUCACAAACGAGCUUGCCCCGAAAGGUCGAAAUGGCUGCUGCAUCUGCUACGAAGUGUGAGGAAACCACUGAACUAUCCCCUUGGCCAGAGGGGUCUUUGAAAACCAGCCCUCCCACCUUCAACACAUCUAUCUGGCGGAGCCUCUCCACGCAGAACAGCGUUUCCUCUCUUGGUUCAAUGACAAGUAUCGGUCCCCUCAUGCGCACUACCGUGUCGCCUGGUACGUGUCCUGGAGCCCCUGCUUGGAGUGUGCAGAGGAGGUGGUCAGCUUCCUGGGGGAGCACGAGAACGUCAGCCUGAGCAUCUCCGCCUCCCGCCUAUACAAGCGUGAUGACCAGGACCGGCAGGAGGGGCUUAGACUGCUGGACCAGGAGGGGGUCCAGGUGGCCAUGAUGUCUCCCGAGGAUUUUGAAUACUGUUGGGACAACUUUGUGGACAACGGCGGAAUGUCCUUCAGGGGAAGGAGCUGGAGUGGAACGAAGCCCACACAGGAGGACAGAGCCGCGGCGCCUGCAGGGAAAUGGAGCCAGAGGCCUGACAUCACCGCUGAUCUCAGCAGUUCUAUUUAGUGCUCUGUCCGCCGGGACCGGGGGUUCUGCCAUUCCUGACUGUGACCGCAUGGGCCUCUGUUCUGUUUCCUUUUCCCGCAGUGCGCUGAAGCAAUAAAUGUGUGUGUGACGGCAA